Molecule: messenger RNA, 1490 nt
Organism: Coregonus clupeaformis (lake whitefish)
Lineage: Eukaryota; Metazoa; Chordata; Actinopteri; Salmoniformes; Salmonidae
Product: claudin-4-like
Exons: 3
Coding region: 133-1254 (373 amino acids)
Biological process (GO): bicellular tight junction assembly; cell adhesion
Cellular component (GO): bicellular tight junction; plasma membrane
Molecular function (GO): structural molecule activity
Source: RefSeq, a predicted model, not a curated record
UAUAAGUCAGAGACGUAGAGGAGGUGAGUUCUUCAUUGUCAACAUCUACCCUGUUCAGGCUAUACUCUCCUGCCUCUCUCUAUCUCUCCUUCCAUCAGCUCAAUUUGUCCAUACUACCAGGGCUCCAUCAGGAUGGUGUCGGCUGGGCUACAGAUGCUGGGCACGGCCCUGGCGAUCGUCGGCUGGCUGGGAAGCAUCAUCAUCUGUGUUCUGCCCAUGUGGAAGGUGACAGCCUUCAUUGGAGCCAACAUCGUCACCGCUCAGGUCAUCUGGGAAGGGUUAUGGAUGAACUGUGUGACGCAGAGCACGGGACAGAUGCAGUGUAAGGUCUACGACUCCCUCCUGGCCUUGCCCCAGGACCUGCAGGCUGCCAGGGCUCUGAUCAUAAUCGCCAUAAUCGCUGGCGUGUUCGCCAUCCUGCUGGGCAUCGCUGGCGGGAAGUGCACCAACUUCGUGGAUAACGAGAGGUCCAAGCCCAAGGUUGCCAUCGCUAGCGGAAUUGUCUUCCUCAUUGCUGCCCUUCUGGUCCUGGUCCCUGUCUGCUGGUCGGCCAACACCAUCAUCCGAGACUUCUACAACCCCCUUUUGGUCGAGGCCCAGAGGAGGGAGCUGGGAACGAUGGUGUCGGCUGGGCUACAGAUGCUGGGCACGGCCCUGGCGAUCGUCGGCUGGCUGGGAAGCAUCAUCAUCUGUGCUCUGCCCAUGUGGAAGGUGACAGCCUUCAUUGGAGCCAACAUCGUCACCGCUCAGGUCAUCUGGGAAGGGUUAUGGAUGAACUGUGUGACCCAGAGCACGGGACAGAUGCAGUGUAAGGUCUACGACUCCCUCCUGGCCUUGCCCCAGGACCUGCAGGCCGCCAGGGCUCUGAUCAUAAUCGCCAUAAUCGCUGGCGUGUUCGCCAUCCUGCUGGGCAUCGCUGGCGGGAAGUGCACCAACUUCGUGGAUAACGAGACCUCCAAGGCCAAGGUUGCCAUCGCUAGCGGAAUCGUCUUCCUCAUUGCUGCCCUUCUGGUCCUGGUCCCUGUCUGCUGGUCGGCCAACACCAUCAUCCGAGACUUCUACAACCCCCUUUUGGUCGAGGCCCAGAGGAGGGAGCUGGGAGCCUCACUCUACAUCGGCUGGGGCUCCGCAGGGCUGAUGAUCCUGGGCGGGGCGCUCCUCUGCAGCUCCUGCCCCCCCAGCGAUGAGAACCACGAUGUCAAGUACUCCAAGGCUGCUAGCUCCGUGGCUGGCAGCAGCAAGGCCUACGUCUAGAGGGUUAGACACACCACAGACCAGACCACCACAGACCAGCACCAGGGGAUGAGGGGAUGGACAGCCAGCCUGGUGAGAGGACUGAAGGGAGGUGGUGUUGAAACUCUCAAGGUUGUUCACUGUUCUGUUUUAAUGUUUUUACUGAAGCUUUUGCCACAUUCUUCGCACUAAUGAAGUUUCUCUCGUGUGAAUUUGCUGAUGGAGUUUUUUUGCUUUUACUGUCGUGCUCGACUGUG